Brienomyrus brachyistius is the source of this 5997-nucleotide messenger RNA. RefSeq names its product nucleus accumbens-associated protein 1 (gene nacc1a). Lineage: Eukaryota; Metazoa; Chordata; Actinopteri; Osteoglossiformes; Mormyridae. The coding region runs from base 791 to 2464 and encodes 557 amino acids. The transcript has 6 exons. The record is from RefSeq and is a predicted model, not a curated record. Gene Ontology annotation, biological process: regulation of transcription by RNA polymerase II. Gene Ontology annotation, molecular function: protein binding; DNA-binding transcription factor activity, RNA polymerase II-specific; RNA polymerase II cis-regulatory region sequence-specific DNA binding.
UCCGCUGCGCCGCAUAUUAACUUUUUCUAAAUGUGCGAAACUUGCGUUAUACCUGCGGUGAGUUUGGAUAGUUAAUGAUGGGUGGGGGGGGGUUUGGCUUGGGGGCUUUAUAACCAGGUGCGCAUCACUAACGGCGACAAGUGGUUAAAGCGGUGCCUCGUACAGUCCUUCGGUCCCGGUUUGGUCUGGUUCCCCCCCUUCGCUGCGUUUGUCCUGGGAUGACCUGUUGAUGGGCACGGCGGGGGAGCGCCUCCCCCAUCCCCCAUCAUUAGGAUUAAAAUACACCGCCGCUCAGAAGCACAUUACGGGCGGGUUCGGGCGCAUUGAGUCGCCGGGCACCGAGAGCCGGGAUCGGGAGAGUCGCAGCCUGUGAACCCCGCUUGGGGAUGCGCCGGGAUCGGAGACGCGUCCCGUUUCUGUAGGCCCGACAUCGCGGUGCAUUGGCACAGGGCGGGCGAUACCGGCCGAUGCGCACUUUGCAACAAAUAAAUACAACACUUCCGUCGUCCCCCCCCACACGAUUACGGGCGUCGUCUGCGAUCGUAAAGCGGAGACAGGUCGCCGUGAAGCCCGUGAGAUUUGUAGGGCUUUCCUCCUCCGCCUGCCGUGGCCCCCCGGCCGUGCCAGUGGAGCGCUCCUACCGGGCAGACACAGCCUGGCAUACGACGGGCACGGCCAGCCUGCCGCCGAUUGCCGCCAUCCCGCCGCCAUCCCGAGCCGGCGCCGAUCGCCACUUACACAUUAGUGACGUUUAUUAUAUCCAAGACCCCGUGGUGCUGGCUGUAGCACCAUGGCUCAGACGCUGCAGAUGGCCAUCCCCAACUUUGGCAACAACGUCUUGGAGUGCCUGAAUGAGCAGCGGCUGCAGGGGCUGUACUGUGACGUGUCCGUGGUGGUGAAGGGCCACGCCUUCAAGGCCCACCGAGCCGUGCUGGCCGCCAGCAGCUCCUACUUCCGGGACCUCUUCAACACGGGCAGCAAGAGCUCAAUUGUGGAGCUGCCGUCAGCCGUGCAGCCACAGAGCUUCCAGCAGAUCCUGUCCUUCUGCUACACGGGCCGGCUCAGCAUGAACGUGGGCGACCAGUUUCUGCUCAUGUACACAGCCGGCUUUCUGCAGAUCCAGCAGAUCAUGGAGAAGGGCACCGAGUUCUUCCUUAAGGUCAGCUCCCCCAGCUGUGACUCGCAGGGCCUGCAGGCUGAGGAAACCCCGCCCUCUGAGCCCCAGAGUCCCGUCACGCAGCCGUCCGCGGGGGCGGGCCCUGGCGUGGUGGCUGCCAGUUCCGCCGGCCGACCCGCCUCCUGCCUCACACCGCUUCCGCUGGUGUCCCGUGUCAAGAUGGAACAGCAAGAGGCCUCCUCCUACUCUGUGGUCUGUACCCCUGUGGCCAAGCGUCUCUGGGAGGGCAGCAGCCGGGAGGCUGGUGGAGGAGGCUCGGGUGGGAGUGGCGGCGGCGGCGGUGGUGGGAUGAGGAAGGUCGCCCGCUUCUCUCAGGAGGCGGUACGAGGUGGGGGGGCGCAGGCUGGAGCCAUGGCUGCAGGCGGACCAGGAAGUCAUGGUACCGCCGCCAAUGGCAGCAGCAGCGGCAGUAGCAGCAGCAACAACAACGUCACCUCUGAGGGUACCAGCCCCGGCACUCUGAGUGCGUACACCAGCGACUCCCCGAACUCCUACCACGAUGAAGAGGAGGAUGAAGAGGUCUUGGAGGAUGGGACUGAGGAGCAGUAUCGUCAGAUCUGCAACAUGUACACCAUGUACAGCAUGCUUAACGUUGGGGCCACAGCUGGGGAGCGUGUGGACGCCCUCCCCGACCACAUGACUUCUGACACCAGGAACCGGAUGCGUGUGAGGCAGGACCUGGCCUCUCUGCCUGCUGAGCUCAUCAGUCAGAUUGGAAACCGCUGCCACCCCAAGCUGUACGAGGAGGGCGACCCUGCGGAGAAGCUGGAGCUGGUCUCAGGCACCAGUGUUUUCAUCACCCGAGCUCAGCUCAUGAACUGUCACGUCAGUGCGGGGACCCGGCACAAAGUGCUCCUCAGAAGGCUGCUGGCCUCCUUCUUCGACCGGAACACUCUGGCAAACAGCUGCGGUACAGGAAUCCGCUCCUCCACCAACGACCCCAGCCGCAAGCCGCUGGACAGCAGGGUGCUGCAUGCCGUGAAAUUCUACUGCCAGAACUUUGCCACCAGCUUCAAAGAGAGCGAGAUGAACGCCAUCGCGGCUGACAUGUGCACCAACGCCCGGCGCGUGGUCCGAAAGAGCUGGAUCCCCAAGCUGAAGUUGCUGAUGGCCGAGGGCGAUGCUUAUUCCGGCUUCCUGUCCGACACCGGCAAGAUGGAGGCCGACCCACUGGGCACCGAUCACGCUUUCGAGGCGUCUGGGCUGGAAGCGGGGGCCUCGGGUGAGGUGGGGGCCCCCGGCGACUCCCUGCCUGGGGUGGGCGCGGAUGCCGGCUCUCUCUUUUAGUUAGUGAUGCCCCCGCCCGUGCCCCACUCUUACUGACACCCACCUGCCCCUCAAACCGAGCUGCUCGCGUGAGGCUCCAUUCAGCUUAAGGAAAAGGUGCACUUGGGGGGGGAAGGAGUGUGUGUGUGUUUUUUUUAAUUUUGUUUUCCCUUAGCCCAUUUGGAACAAGAUAUUAACUCACCCCCCCCCCUCCACCCCCCACAGCACAUGCUGCUUAAAAGUGCCCAUGGCACAUGUCCCGCCUCUUCUCCAUAUCAGCCAAUCACAUUCCUUCGGCCAGGGACAUGGGCGGGGAGGGUCGAGGCGAGGAACUGAAAAUCUAAUAACACUGUCUCGAGUUUGAAUGUAGUCCAAUGGCCUUGGAUUGUUUCAUCGAAAAAAAUAGAGAACACAAUCUACACUACUAGAGGCCCCCGAGGGCCCCUGGGCGUCCCAGUAGUGUGUGGAGGGUGGGUUAAUUUGUACCUGUAACUUAAAGGCCCCCUUUCCCUGCUCCCUCUGCCCCUGAACUUACUCUCAUGUUCUGACCAGAUAAUUGUCCUGUCAUCUUUUUUUCUUUACGCUUCUGCUUAUUUUUGUUUAUUUAACAUGCCAAGAAUCCAGAGAGAGAGAAACGAUCGAAGGGGUAAAUCUGUCAUUUUUAAGAGAUGUUAAUCUCCCAUGUGUAUGGUGAGCUAGAAAGGGAUUGUUUUAAAAUCUCGUUUUUUUUUUUUUUUUUUUUUUAACAAAAAAUAUUUCCUCAGACUGAAAUGUUGAUUGAAAUGCUUUUCCUGAUAAAGGUUUUAAGGAGAUUUCUACAUGCGAGUAUUUUUGCAGUGGCAGGUAGUGGGACUCUGUUCCGUCUGUCUGUCCGUGAAUUCGGGUGGGGGGAGUGGGACUCUUUGGUACGCUAUUGGUACGAGGAGAAGGUAUGACUGGGUUUCUGUCCUUAUCAAGUGCCCUUCGUUUUUGUGCUCCGUGUGGUUGAAGGCCCCCCUGGCCUGAGGGAUGUGUGAAAAGACAGUACCCCCCCCGAGUCCUGGCCCUGGGUAACCAAGGUGACCGUGCUGGGCAUCUUGGUGGUGUCUGCUAGACGGGCUCGGGGCUGGAGACAUGCUGAGGACUGAGUGUCCAGCUCAUUCUUUACUAGACUCUGGAUGUGGCCAGCAUGGCUGUAGGGGGCGUCUGUCUGUCUGCAUGCAGUAGAGAGUCCUGGACUCAGCCUGCUGGUUUGUUUGCAGCUUUUGUAAACUAAACAUCUGAGUCAAGCCGUUCUUUCUGCUUUUUAUUGUGUGUGUGUGUGUGUGCGCGCGCGCGCCUGCUUGCAUUGCAGGAGACGUGCACGGCAGGCGAGAUCCUGUAAUGGCUGGCCAAGGCUGACCGUUCUAAAUGCACCUUCUUAGACAAAGUGGUCCGAAUUUCACGCCGGUCGCUGUUGCUCGUGCGUCCGUGAGGCACGACCUGGCCGGUGUUCUUGUGAUGUUCAGUGAAGGGAUCUUUCUAGACCGUGACGAUGCCGCGUCCUUCCGCUGGUCAAAGCUGCGUUUGCUCCCCGGAUUGGGUCUUUGGCCGACUCUGCUACUGACUUGCUGGGGGUAUGAGGAGGCUGCCUCGCUGCAGCUGCUUACCCUGCGGGCUAUGAGGCAGCACUCCAGCUGUUAGGAGAAUCUGUGUAGAACUUUUUUUUAUUUUAAUUUUUUUUAGCGGAUAUACUGUAGAAUUAGCUUGUUACAAAUACUACUAAUUCAAGAUCGAGCAGUUGCCAAUUUGUGUAAAAACAAAAUAAGGACAAAAACCUUUUUGAUGAUCUUUGUUGACUGAAGUGCUUGGUAGGGAUGUAACACGAGAUGCUGCAGGUUCUCCUGCACUGUAGGGAAUAAAUUGGUGAGAUUUCCAAAGCAGUUCUCAUUUUUCUUACCUUGGGUCUGAUUCGAAAGCAGCCUUACUUACUUAAUGACUGUUGGGUACAGCUGACGUUCGUCACACUGGGAAUGUAUCAUCAUGUACAUGAUGGGGUGUCUUGUGUAAACGGAUUAGGUUAGAAAUUCGUAGCUCCUCUCUGAUGGCUUGAGAUGCUGGUGUAGUGCCAACCCUGACCACCAGGAGGAAGCAAAUUCCUUACAUAGCAACAAUUACAUUUUCAUUCCACCAGGGGGAUGGACUCUGCCCUGAAGGAACUGUUCGGGGUGGGGGAGUGGGAGAGAAACAGCGGAAAAGAUUUGGGAAUAAGCUGUUAAAAUCCAAAAAAGCAUUUAAAAGAUGAUGGAAGAACUUAAGAUUGUAUGGGGGGGGGGGAUGUAGCCGCCAAGUUAUGAGGGACGAUUCUCGCUGUCAGUUUCCACCCUCCAGAAUGAUAGAGAAAAAAUAUAACCAAGCACCUUUGGGUGGCGCUCUUGGCCCUGUGGCUGGAUAUGGGCCCCACAGCACCUUCUGUUUGCUUUCUUCUGCCUGUGAGGGUGGCGCUGAGGGGAGUUUGUCCAGGGAUUGAUGUCUGUCUUUUGUGUUUGUUAUUCACAUUUUUAAACUCCCCGCCCCCCCCCCCCCCCAUUGUUAAACCCCUCCCCAGGCAGGCUCUGGGAGGAGGAAUCGAUGAGGCAUGUGAUUUUUGUUCCCGCAGGGGUGAUGGAUUGUGGGGAGACGGGGGGGGUUCUGUGACUAGGUUUAUCCGGACCAGUGAUGGAGAGAUGGCGCCAACAGAUUGUGUGUUUGUGUGGCUGGUUCACACCGUGCCAGUUGUGACAUGCUUCCGGGCCUCUUCCCUGAUUCCCCCGGGCCUGGCCCUUUCCCAGCACCCCUGUGCUCAGUACCACGGCCGGUCAGUCCUGUUAUGUUCUCUCUGCUGGACUCUCUGCCUUUGUUUUUCCUGACUGCAGUCUCUGUUAGACUUUGUACUCAGAAGUCAUAAUUACCGUUUUCGCUCUUGACGGCUCUGCACUCCAGAGACGGGCGGCGGAUGCACCUCCCGUCCUUACGGGCUCCCAGGUGAGCGUGUGGCGGCCUCUGGCCGAGAACCGGCAGGAAAUGCUUUGAGGCUAAGCUGCCGGGCCGAGCCGAGCCAUCCUCUUGGCCGCUUUUGUAAGAGGCACAUUCAGCUGGUUCGAAAAUGGAGGCCAUCUUUGUUGAGGUAGAGUUAGACAAGGAGAGGGAGAGGACGGCAUCUCUGGUGUGUUUACGGUUAGCAGAUCUUUUUCACUAUAUAUAUAUAUAAAUAAUAUAUAUGUAUAUAUAUAUACUGUAUAUUAUACAUAGAAUCACUAAUGAAGUUUGAUUGUUAGUUGUGCACUCACAGCAUGAGGUAUUAACCCAGAAAUGCUUAUCAGACCAAUGCCGUAGCAUCUGCUGAUGCCUAAGCCCCUCUGUGACCCUGUCCAGACCCCUCCGUGACCCCUGACCCCGUAAAGCCAGUGUUUAUUCUGUGUUCCAAGUGCCAAUAACUUUGUGAAUUCUUAACUGUGACCCAAUAAUUAAGAUAAUUGCACAUUAACUACUGUAAAGAGAGGGAAAAAAAUCAAAGAAAAAAAAAAUCUGUAUCUUAAUAAAAGGUUUGUAACAAA